Molecule: messenger RNA, 804 nt
Organism: Ricinus communis (castor bean)
Lineage: Eukaryota; Viridiplantae; Streptophyta; Magnoliopsida; Malpighiales; Euphorbiaceae
Exons: 2
Coding region: 1-804 (267 amino acids)
Molecular function (GO): zinc ion binding; nucleic acid binding
Source: RefSeq, a predicted model, not a curated record
AUGUACGUCAUCGAGUAUGAAAUGUUCAAGAUGAAGCCUAACGAGUUUGUCAUUGAUAUGACAAAUAGACUUCUCACCAUCAUCAAUAAUAUGAGAAAUCUUGGAAAGUACUAUGAGCUAGUUGACAUCAAUAACAAAAUCCUUAAGAGCCUUCCUUUGGAUAAGUAUGAUGCUAGAGUGGCUAGCAUUGAAGAAGUAAAUGAUGACUUAGGAAAAGUUCCUAUGGAUGUGCUUAUAGGUAAGCUUCUAACUCAUGAGAUGUCUCUUAUGAGGGAUGAAGUAGAUAGAGAUUGUGGGAAGAAGAAAACCUUAGCUCUCAAAACUAGCACUAGAGCUCAAGAUGCAAUUAACAUUCCAAGUGACGAUGAAGAACAAAGGGAAGCUCUAAAUGAGAGUGAUAAUAUGGCACUCGUAACCAAGCAUUUUAAAAGGAAACUUGAAGCAAAGAGAAGAAGAAGCAACAAGCCCUUCAUAAGCAAAAAGACCUUCUCCAAAUCAAGAACAAGUAAGGACAAGAAGGAAGAAGUCACUUGCUAUAAGUGUGGGAAGCAAGAGCAUAUCAAACCGGAUUGUCCAAAGUACUUGAAGAGGAAGAAAGGAGACAGAAAAAAUAAAAAGUCUUUAGAGGCUACUUGGAGUGAUGCAUCUUCAUCCUCCAACAUUGAAAGUGAAAGAGAAGAUGAGGUGUGUCUUAAAUCCACAGGCACAAAUCUUUGGUAUGUUGAUAGUGGAUGUUCAAAGCACAUGACAAGUGACAGUAGUCUUUCCGUAGAUGUCAAGGACUACUUGCUCAAAAACAGUUAA